Messenger RNA from Rhodotorula toruloides NP11, 876 nucleotides. Its product is annotated as DUF1115 domain containing protein. Lineage: Eukaryota; Fungi; Basidiomycota; Microbotryomycetes; Sporidiobolales; Sporidiobolaceae. Bases 1 to 876 code for a protein of 291 amino acids. The transcript has 6 exons. The record is from RefSeq and is a predicted model, not a curated record.
AUGCUACUGGAGCAGAUCAGGGACGAGCUGCUGGUCUUGCAGGCGAGUUGCGUCGACGGAGAACUCGCAUGGGACGAUGACGAAGUGAGGAGGGCCUGGGAGCCAGUCCUCGACGGUUCCGCCGCGCUAGACGACCUUUCUCUUCCCCUCCCCACCCUUUCGCUGCGACUAUCCGACUCGAUUGAGCUCACGGCAGAGUACCGCACACGCCCCGCCCAUCCAGAGCUAUCACUUCAUUGCUUGCGGCUGGAGCGGGACGAACAGGCGGAACUGCGACGACAGCUGGAGGAGGUCUCGGAGCGAGUUCACGACGAAGACGACCCUCUACCCGUCUUCAACGUCUUCACCGCCCUGCAAGAAUACCUGACCGCUCACCCGCCCUCCUUUGAUUCCCAUGCCUCGCCUUCGCCUGCUCUCACACGGCCACCUUAUGCCGGGCCGCUACAGCUCAAGACGGUUUUAUUGUGGUCGCAUCACCUGCUCGCGACGAGUAAGCGGAAGGAUAUCGUCGCUUGGAGUACUGAGCUAGAACUCUGGGGCCUCUCAAAGCCGGGCUAUCCCGGCGUGAUUAUCGCCGAAGGACUUGCAUCGAACGUGGAUCACUUCGUCCAGGUCGUCAAGUCAUGGCAAUGGAAGGCGUUGCAAGUACGGUGCGAGCUGGACGGACCAGUCAUCGAGCCGCCGCCCGAUAUCGCGCCGAACGAAGCGGCAACUUGGGCUGUGCGGACGAAGAGUCACCUGGGACCGGUACUCGGCAAGGAUGCAAAGGAGAAGAUCUGCGCCAAGGAGGUCGAGGGGCUGAACGAGGUUGGCGAGAUCAUGCGGGCCGCUGGGCUGGAAGACGUCUUCUACACUGCAUUGAAACUGCAAAAGUGA